This is a messenger RNA of Pteropus alecto (black flying fox), 2894 nucleotides long. It is a transcript of the gene MARK1, whose product is annotated as microtubule affinity regulating kinase 1. The coding region runs from base 155 to 1966 and encodes 603 amino acids. Gene Ontology annotation, biological process: microtubule cytoskeleton organization; protein phosphorylation; intracellular signal transduction. Gene Ontology annotation, cellular component: cytoplasm. Gene Ontology annotation, molecular function: protein serine/threonine kinase activity; tau-protein kinase activity; ATP binding. NCBI's taxonomy places the organism in Eukaryota, Metazoa, Chordata, Mammalia, Chiroptera, Pteropodidae. The record is from RefSeq and is a predicted model, not a curated record. The transcript is spliced from 17 exons.
UUACCGUCUACAGAAAACAAUAGGGAAGGGAAAUUUUGCCAAAGUGAAACUGGCAAGACAUGUUCUAACUGGUAGAGAGGUUGCUGUGAAAAUAAUAGAUAAAACUCAGCUAAAUCCUACCAGCCUACAAAAGUUGUUUCGAGAAGUACGGAUCAUGAAAAUAUUGAAUCAUCCCAACAUAGUAAAGUUGUUCGAAGUUAUCGAAACAGAGAAGACCCUCUACUUAGUCAUGGAAUACGCAAGUGGGGGUGAAGUAUUUGAUUACUUAGUUGCCCAUGGAAGAAUGAAAGAAAAAGAGGCCCGUGCAAAAUUUAGGCAGAUUGUGUCUGCUGUACAGUAUUGCCAUCAAAAAUGCAUUGUUCACCGUGAUCUUAAGGCUGAAAACCUUCUCCUUGAUGCUGACAUGAAUAUUAAAAUUGCUGACUUUGGUUUUAGUAAUGAAUUUACAGUCGGGGGCAAACUGGACACAUUCUGUGGAAGCCCACCCUACGCCGCUCCUGAGCUAUUCCAAGGGAAGAGGUACGACGGGCCCGAGGUGGACGUGUGGAGUCUCGGUGUCAUUCUCUACACGCUGGUCAGUGGCUCCUUGCCUUUCGAUGGCCAGAAUUUAAAGGAACUGCGUGAGCGAGUCUUACGAGGGAAAUACCGUAUUCCCUUCUACAUGUCCACGGACUGCGAGAACCUUCUGAAGAAGUUAUUAGUGCUGAACCCAGUUAAGAGAGGCAGCUUGGAACAAAUAAUGAAAGAUCGGUGGAUGAAUGCUGGUCACGAAGCAGAAGAACUAAAGCCAUAUACUGAGCCUGAACCAGAUUUCAACGACACAAAAAGAAUAGACAUCAUGGUCACCAUGGGUUUUGCACGAGAUGAGAUAAAUGACGCCUUAAUAAAUCAGAAAUAUGACGAAGUCAUGGCUACUUACAUUCUUCUAGGUAGAAAACCACCUGAAUUCGAAGGCGGUGAGUCAUUUUCCAGUGGAAACUUGAGUCAGAGGUCACGGCCCAGUAGUGACCUAAACAACAGCACUCUCCAGUCCCCUGCUCACUUGAAGGUCCAGCGAAGCGUCUCAGCCAACCAGAAGCAGCGGCGUUUUAGCGACCAUGCUGGCCCGUCCAUUCCUCCCGCCGUCUCAUAUACGAAAAGGCCUCAGGCUACCAGCGUGGAAAGUGAGCAGAGAGGGGGGUGGGACAGAGACGUCACAGCUCGCAAACUUGGCAGCACAACAGUUGGAUCAAAAAGCGAGAUGACUGCCAGCCCCCUCGUGGGGCCAGAAAGGAAAAAAUCUUCAACUGUUCCAAGUAACAACGUGUACGCCGGAGGUAGCAUGGCUAGGAGGAACACGUACGUCUGUGAGAGGACCACCGACCGCUGCACGGCGCUGCAGAACGGGAAGGACAGCAGCCUUACGGAGAUGUCCGUGAGUAGCGUGUCCUCUGCAGGUCCUGCUGUGGCUUCUUCGGCUGUCCCCUCGGCACGACCCCGCCACCAGAAGUCCAUGUCCGCUUCUGGUCACCCUCUUAAAGUUACACUGCCGACCAUUAAAGACGGCGCUGAAGCUUACCGACCCAGGGAUCCAAGUGAAGGCGAAGCCAGUGGCAGAGCCGACACCUCAAGAAGCACAUCCGGGGAGCCGAAAGAAAGAGACAAGGACGAAGCCAGAGACUGCAAACCGCGUUCCCUGCGCUUCACCUGGAGCAUGAAGACCACCAGCUCGAUGGACCCCGGCGACAUGAUGCGGGAGAUCCGGAAGGUGCUGGACGCCAACAACUGCGAUUACGAACAGAAAGAGAGGUUUUUGCUCUUCUGUGUCCACGGAGACGCCCGACAGGACAGCCUCGUGCAGUGGGAGAUGGAAGUCUGCAAGCUGCCCCGGCUGUCCCUGAACGGGGUCCGCUUCAAGCGCAUCUCGGGAACGUCGAUCGCCUUUAAGAACGUUGCGUCCAAAAUAGCAAAUGAGCUAAAACUGUAAAGCAACUCGAAAUUUCCAGGCUCAGGGAAGAUAACAGCCAGAUUAUGAGCACAGACGCGUCUCUACAGUGUCGAGCAGUGCAUCAGUUAAGACAUAAUGCCACCUCAGGAAUUAACUGGCAUUGGGAGCGUUCGUCUCGUUCUCUUCCCGUCCUUUGCACCUACCCCCGACACCUGUACGUAAGUACUUAAGAGAAGUUGAGCAAAACAUACUGUUGAUAACAGCCUAUCACUGAUUUACGCUCAUGUGGUUGUUCAGGUUUCCCCAUGUAACCCGUUCGUUUUUACUAUUUUGCCAGAUCUCUUGUACUUACGCCACAUCGUUACGCCUGUAACGUGCAGCUUUGUGAUCGGGCAUUUGCCCACUUUUCUUUCACGAUUAGUGAUAUAUGCCAUGUAAAACCACUAGUAAAGGUACAUUUUAAUACUUGUUAUUUUAUACUGGAUUAGCCCUGGAGGUUGACUGUGCAAUGUUAUUUAAUGUUGUAAUUACUGUAAUAUCUGCACAUGGAUGGGCCCCAUCUGCACACUCCUGAGAAAUAGAAAGUGUAUUCAAAUUUUAUCAGUUGAAAAAACAAUAAAGCUGUGAUAAAUACUGUAAUUCUAACCUACAUUAGAAAGCUCUCAGUGUAGGUGACCUGCCAUGUCAUAAUGGCUUCCAGACUAGGAUGAAUCUUACAUUCUGUACUGUACUGUGAUGUCGCUUUCUUCUGUACUGUUUUAGAAUGAAGUGUAUUUUUGCCUUAGCAAAGGGUGGUGUUUGGAAAAAAAAAAAAACACAACAACAACAAAACCACAGCUGUGUAGCCCCUUUUUAAUCCAGUGUUCAUUCAAAAAAAAAUCGAUGCAGAUCUUCUUACUUUCACUGGUGCAAACUGAAAUCUGACUUGAACCGUUCUCAUAAUAAAGCACUUGUCCUUCGCUCUUUA